GGCUGGAUUGCUGCUGAAGAAGAAGAAGAUGGACGAGCUUCAGUCUGCAGAGGAGACUGUGUUUAUUGUGGAUGAAGUAAGCAACAUUAUAAAAGAGGCCAUAGAAGGAACAAUAGGUGGCAAUGCGUAUCUGCACAGCAAAGUGAAUCAAUGGACUACAAGUGUUGUAGAGCAAAUUCUGAGUCAUCUCACAAAGCUGGGGAAACCUUUCAAAUCUGUUGUGACAUGUGUGAUUAUGCAAAAGAAUGGUGCUGGACUUCAUACUGCAAGCUCUUGCUUCUGGGACAAAUCUGCUGAUGGAACCUGCACUGUGAGAUGGGAGAACAAGACUAUGUACUGUAUCGUAAGUGCCUUUGGACUCGCAAUAUGAUUGCCUUGGAAUUCUUCAGCCUUUGUGUCAUCCCUUCCAUUUCAUAUAUCCACUAAAACUGUGAAUUCAAUGAACAACUUUGUUUUUAAAGAA
Molecule: messenger RNA, 463 nt
Organism: Lacerta agilis (Sand lizard)
Lineage: Eukaryota; Metazoa; Chordata; Lepidosauria; Squamata; Lacertidae
Product: dynein light chain Tctex-type 1-like
Exons: 1
Coding region: 29-370 (113 amino acids)
Biological process (GO): microtubule-based movement
Cellular component (GO): cytoplasm; cytoplasmic dynein complex
Molecular function (GO): dynein intermediate chain binding
Source: RefSeq, a predicted model, not a curated record